GACCUCAAGUGAUCCACCCACCUUGGCCUCCCAAAGUGCUGGGAUUACAAGGAUUACAACACCCGGCUGAAAAUGACCAACUUUCUUCCUAUGUGUUUCUCCAAGGUCAUAUUUUCUCCAACAACAUCAGCCUGUCAGGGGCAGGGCCUCUCGGUUCCCCAGCACGUGUAGGGGAGGGGUUUGCUGCUGGAAGUGCCUGUCACCGGAGGCAGCCACAGAAAACUGCAGACAGUUCUGCUGAAGGCCCCCAGCCUCUGUGAUGUCACACUGGGCCUUCUUUCCCUUCAUCCUGGGCUGUGGCUCUGAGGCCGCUGUGGCCAUGGAGCUCUGGAAGCUGGGCUGGGGGAGGAAGCCUGGUGGUUCUGACCGCCCCUGGAGGUGCAGGAGGCCCAACCAUGACACUCUUAAUGGAUGUCACGCCCCAGGUGAAGAAGGUCUAUCCCCUGCCUCUGGUCCCACGUCCCUGGGUCCUCUCCAGCCUGUUUGCUGCCUUCAAUGUGGUGCUGCUGCUCUUUUUCAGUGGCCUCUUCUUCGCAUUCCCUUGCAGGUGGCUGGCUCAGAACGGGGAGUGGGUCUUUCCCAUCAUCACAGGCCCCCUCUUUGCUCUCACCUUCUUCAGUCUCGUUUCACUCAACUUCUCAGACCCUGGCAUCUUACAUCAAGGCUCCGCUGAGCAGGGCCCCUUGACGGUGCACGUGGUGUGGGUGAACCACGGGGCCUUCCGCCUGCAGUGGUGCCCGAAGUGCUGCUUCCAUCGCCCGCCCCGGACCUACCACUGCCCCUGGUGCAACAUCUGUGUGGAGGACUUUGACCACCACUGCAAGUGGGUCAACAACUGCAUCGGUCACCGCAAUUUCCGCUUCUUCAUGCUGCUCGUCCUGUCCCUGUGCCUCUACUCAGGCGCCCUGCUGGUCACCUGUCUCAUCUUCCUGGUGCGCACGACCCACCUACCCUUCUCCACGGACAAGGCCAUCUCCAUCGUGGUGGCUGUGCCCGCCGCGGGCUUCCUGGUGCCGCUGUCCAUCCUGCUGCUGACCCAGGCCGUGUCCGUGAGCUCGGCCGACAGCACCUACAAGGUCAAGUGCAGACACCUUCACGGAUACAACCCCUUCGACCAGGGCUGUGCCAGCAACUGGUAUUUAGCAAUUUGUGCACCACUGGGACCCAAGUACAUGGCUGAAGCUGUCCAGCUGCAGAGAGUGGUGGGGCCUGACUGGACAUCCGUGCCCAACCUGCACCCUCCAAUGUCCCCCUCUGCUCUCAACCCCGGCCCGCCCUGGCCCCCAGCCCCAACCUCUGGGUACCUACAAACCAGGGAAGGGUCCCCGUGGGUGUGGUGAAGCUGCAGCUCCCCAGGAGCUCCACACCAGCCCAGUGCCCCCCCUGCUGCCGCAGGAGCCCCCAGGCGAGGUUCAGCCUUCCUCUUGCCCCGUGCACCCGCGGAGAUGCCCACAACACCAGCACCUGAGCUCCACCUCCUGAAUCCGCCUCCUGAACCCACCUCCUUACCUCCCACUUCCUGAGCCCUGAGUGGAAGCCUUUCUGGGCCCUGCCCUUUGCCCGCUCCCCUGGUGGGAGUGCCAAGACCCUCAAUGCCCAUUAAAUACCCUUGCCUGCCGCUUACAGC
Molecule: messenger RNA, 1627 nt
Organism: Chlorocebus sabaeus (green monkey)
Lineage: Eukaryota; Metazoa; Chordata; Mammalia; Primates; Cercopithecidae
Gene: ZDHHC19
Product: zDHHC palmitoyltransferase 19
Biological process (GO): protein targeting to membrane; peptidyl-L-cysteine S-palmitoylation
Cellular component (GO): Golgi apparatus; endoplasmic reticulum
Molecular function (GO): protein-cysteine S-palmitoyltransferase activity
Source: RefSeq, a predicted model, not a curated record